Messenger RNA from Mizuhopecten yessoensis (Yesso scallop), 5212 nucleotides. RefSeq names its product ceramide phosphoethanolamine synthase-like. NCBI's taxonomy places the organism in Eukaryota, Metazoa, Mollusca, Bivalvia, Pectinida, Pectinidae. The coding region runs from base 711 to 1748 and encodes 345 amino acids. The record is from RefSeq and is a predicted model, not a curated record. The transcript has 5 exons.
CACGUCCUUGUGUACUAUAUAUAGGAUGAGACAGAUUUAGUUUAGUGAAGCGUGUUCAUUGGAUCCCAUACCCGGUAAUGUUUAUUAUUCUAAUUAAUACAAUGUAUUCAUUUUCGAAGUAACCAAGGGCACACAAUGUUUUAAAUACAUGUACAGACUUCAAUGCCCGGACGUUCGUAAUCUGGCGUCCCGGUGGGUUUUUUUUAUUAACAAUAGCAAAACUUGUUUGUUAAUUCUUUGAAGAAAUGUAAUCUACACUGAGUCAGUUAAUUUAUUGACAAUUAAGUUGCACUGUGAUAAUGGCCUUACAUGAUACAGUGGACAUUGUAGUAAUACAAUACGACAAUCAGCUGAGAAACAAACAAUGGACUGAUGAACAAAAAGAUAUGACUGUCUGCAUGAAUAACAGAGAGCGACGAAGGGUUGAUUACGCCUACAUGUGUAUUGUACCUGUACACCGCACAUGGCCAGGUACACACGAGUAUGAUCACCAUGUGUAGGACGUCGGAAGUGUUUAAAUGUGAACUUUAAACGUGAUGUUCUUGGAGGAGAAUAGUUUGCGUAUGAAAUAUACCGUAGCACGUGGAAGAAAAACACAGGUAGGAUACAGAAAAACACUGCAGAUUUGGCAGAAUUAGCAACCAGGAAGACGUUUGGGGAGAGUCUGCUUCCACCUGUUGGUGUCCAUACCAGCCGACUCGCCGUUGAAGAUGCUGAACCACAUGCUGCAGACGUGUCGGACGGAGCGGAGUCUGCUCCUGAUGACGUCACUGCUCCUCCUAACGUAUUUUUUCAUCAUGGACGUAGUUCUGUACAUGACACUACAGAGUACAAAUCUUGCUAAUCAGGAGAAAACCUCUUCUUACUCGCCAUUCCGCCCGCUGUCAGCGAAACUUCUGAUGACAGCGCCAACUAAUCAUUACAUCCUCAGCCUGGCCACAGAAUACUUUGACGAGUACACACAUUUCAGUAAGAUCUUCACUUUCAUCACCCCUAACAUGAUCAGUGCCAUGCAUCUUGCCCUGGGUUUUCUCUCGGGAAAAUUCGUGGCGUCGGAAUCCUUACGUCGGCGACGCCUUGGUGUAUUAAUCUUCGAACUUCGCCUUUGGUUGGACGUUUAUGACGGGGUAGUGUAUAGAAGUCAUAAGGGUCUUCACGGUUACCGUAGCGAUAGGAUGAACUUAGGUUUUGUAGUGGACACAAUAUGUGACACGACAAGUGGUAUAGCGCUUUGUUUUGGUGUUCUCUUCUAUUUAUGGAAAGUUCAAGUGCAAAAACCUACUGCUAUCCUGCCGUACACGAAGCCGUCUGUGAACGGGGCACCUGUAUCAGGGGAUGGUGAGAAGACAAGUGUAUACCAGCAAAAACAUCCAAGGAACCAUAUAUUUUAUAAAGUGUUGUGUUACGGUUUGAUGUUGGCCCUGACAGGGAUGACUUUUGAUAAAACUACGGAGGCUUUCGGUGGAAUAUUUACUACCAAGAUGGAGACAUCAUUAGAAGAGGAAACGCAGUUAGAGGCACUCCAUUCAUUAACUAUGUGGUUUGUGUUGUACUCCUGGAGACUGAUAGAGGCUCAGGCAAUGCUACAGUAUCUCCUUCUCGCCAUAUUCCUGGACAGGAUAUGGGAGUUUAUCUGUUUCAUCCAGUACACAGGAUACGGGACAUUGAUUUUAGUCAAUGUCAUGAGUCAACUUCAAAUUCGAAAUGUUCGAAAUAUGCUCAAGUCGACUAGCGCUGAAUAUGUAUAGCUGUUCAUCCUUCAACAUUGCCGUCGUCAUCUGUUUCGUAGACAGACUUAAAGGAGGAGCCAUCUAACUACUUAGUUUUUAUAUGUUAUUUUAUGAAAGGUUUAUGUACUACUUAUUAAUCGGCAACUAUUACCCAGUGUCACUACAUCAAGUUGACUGGCCGUUAGAUUGCACCUUAUUCGUUAUGGUGUCCUUAUGAUGUAUGUCGUCAAAACCAUGCGUUUCUAUGCAAGCUAUUUGCGGUUUCUUAUAUUAAUUUGAUUCAAAUUACAGAAACAAACAAAAAUUGAAAUCUCAAUUGUUGACACCAACUGUGAUGAUAUCGAAAAUGGUAGACAUAAUUUCGUGUUAUGGCAAAAAAAAAUCAAACAUUUAAAUAUUUCAGAAUAAGAGUGCAUAGAUAUACGUGUAUAUUAUGAUAUUAUAACUGUGAACAGGAUAGUAUAACAAUAAUAAUUCUUCACAUUAUCAUACUUAUCACACUAUUGAAGUACUUAAUUCAGUAUUGAAAUACUUACUGUACUACUUACUGGUGAAAAAGGGUGGUGUACUGUUAAUGUAGUGACGUCAAUAGGCUUAUCAUCAGCACUAAUGUAGAUCAUGUUGAUCAGAUGUUUGCUCCUUUAACAGUGUAGUAAGAAGGCGCAUUGUCACUAACAUACUGCAAAUAACUAUAAAACAGGUAUGGUAAAGAGGGUAGUCUGCUAAUUGUGUUGUAUUGCAUUGUUUUGAUAAAAUUAACUGUAUAACAGGGUAUAAUAAAGAGGGUAGUUUAACACUCGGUUAUACAGGUGUUUUGGUGUGAUUAAUUGUGUUAACUGUAUAACGGUUUGAUAAAGGGAUAAGUGUACACCUAUAAUGAUGUAUGACCGUGUUUGGAUGUAAGUAACUGGGUUAACUGUAUAACGGUUUGAUAAAGGGAUAAGUUUACACCUGUAACGUAUGAACGUGUUUGGAUGUAGUUCAGGAUCCCUGCCCCACUGCAUUGUUUAAUUUCCGUUUGGAUAUAACUGUAAAACAGUAAGGAGAGAACACAUCCUAGAUCAGGUAGCUCAGUAGGUUACAAUGACUGAAGUCCAGGGUUCAAAUCCGGGUCAAGCCCCGCUUAAUGUUUACCUUCAAAACACUGUUGUUGAUUAUAUGUUGUUUAUUUCAUCUUUUAUAUUUUAUAUUUUCCAUAAAAGUGUCGCAAGGAACGGUUUUCUUUUUAGAAAGAUUUAUCAAGCUAUAGUCCUGUCGGAAAACCCCAGUUUCCAACGCUAAGUUACAGGUUUUGGCAGUGGUACGGUGAUCUAUGUUUACUGUAUACAGGUGUGAUAACGACUACUGUAUACAGGUGUGAUAACGACUAUGUGGGUAGUAUAAUAAGCGUAAUGUAUGGACGUGUUUUGAUGUAAUUAACUGUAUAAGAGUACGAUAAAGAGUGUAAACUUUAGCACACACGUAACGUAUGGACGUGUUUUGAUGUAAUUAACUGUGUAAGGGUACGAUAAAGAGGGUAAACUUUAGCACACAUGUAAUGUAUGGACGUGUUUUGAUGUAAUUAACUGUAUAAGAGUACGAUAAAGAGUGUAAACUUUAGCACACAUGUAAUGUAUGGACGUGUUUUGAUGUAAUUAACUGUGUAAGAGUACGAUAAAGAGGGUACACUUUAGCACACAUGUAAUGUAUGGACGUGUUUUGAUGUAAUUAACUGUGUAAGAGUACGAUAAAGAGGGUAAACUUUAGCACACAUGUAAUGUAUUAGACAGUGAUGAACAAUACAUGUAAAUGUUCCUACUUUUGUUCAAAUGGUCAGUUUCCUCCCAUACAUGUCCAUUUUUUCAUAAUUUUAACAAGUACUGUACAAUUGGAAAUUUUUGGAUGUGGAAAUGUUCACGUUGAAGAUUGGUUCUAAAAUCUAAAUAAUCUAUAUAUCUGUAAUAUACAUCUAAUAAUCUAAUAACAGAUAUUAGCGUCUGGAUAUUUUUGCGGUAAUUUACUCAACGCUAAAACGUAAAUAUUUCCACACCGCGAAGAUUUCCAGUUUUACAGUAUUUGCCUUACAGACUGUCAAAACAAGACUUUAAUGGUUGUUAUUAUACACUGUUCCUACCCAUUGAUAUGCCAUUAUCAAUUUACGUUUUUUAGUUAUGGCUAUUAUGUCAACAAAUCAAAAAUAAGGUCAUGACAUUAAUUAAUAUAAUCGUACAAAUAGGUGUUAAGGGCGGUACUGUAUAUAGUGGAUCAAAGUAGCCAGUGUCAGAUUAGCGCUGAUACAUUAUGUAGUGUACCGUUAUUACCUCCCCUUACUCCCAUCAUUAUACUGUUGUCUAUGUCUUGUCUACGUAAAGCAUCAGAUCAAAUGGUAAAAUAUUUUUUUUUUUUAUAAAUGUCAUCAUUGUAGAUGUAUUGCAUACAAAUACCCCGUUGUUGGAUUAUUGGGUACAACAAAAAAAUCACAAAGUGUUUACAUGUAGGUGUGUAAUGCUCCUGACUAAUUACAAGUAUGUAAUAUUACUUAAAAUAGUACUGUAAUGUUCCUUACUAACUAUAGAUUUAGUAAAUUUACUUACUAAAUAUAGAUCAGUAGUGUUCCUUAAGAUAGAUGUGUAAAGUUACUGAAUAAUAUAUAUUUGUAAUGUUGCUGACUGAAUAGUAAUUUCACUGACGAACUGCCUGCAUUGUCUUUGCCUAUAUGCGUCUAUAAAGUACCAUGUAAUGCUAUUAAAGAAAUAUAAGUCUGUAUUUAUACUUAACAUUGGUCGUAAUGUCACUGACUAAACACAGGUAUGUAAUGUCUUUGACUAAACAUAGGUCUGUAAUGUCACUGACUAAACAUAGGUCUGUAAUGUCACUGACUAAACAUAGGUCUGUAAUGUCACUGACUUAGCAUAGAUUGUAAUGUCAUUGACUAAACAUGGGUCAGUAAUGUUGCUGACUAAAUAAAGGUCUAUAACGUCACUGGCUAAACAUAGGUCUGUAAUGUUACUGACUAAACAUAGGUCUGUAUUGUUACUGACGUAACAUAGGUCUGUAAUUUCACGGACUAAACAUAGGUCUGUAAUGUCACAGACUAAACAUAGGUCUGUAAUGUCACUGACUAAACAUAGGUAUGUAAUGUCUCUGACUAAACAUAGGUCUGUAAUGUCACUGAUUAAACAUAGAUUUGUUAUGUUACUGACUACACAUAGUGAUGUAAUGUUAGUGACUAAACAUAGGUAUGUAUUGUCACUGACUAAACAUAGGUGGGUCAUGUCACUGACUAAACAUACGUCUGUAUUGUUACUGACAAAAAAACAUAAGUCUGUAAUGUCACUGACUAAACAUAGGUCUGUAAUGUCACUGACUGAACAUAGGUCUGUAAUGUCACUGACUGAACAUAGGUCUGUAAUGUCACUGACUAAACCUAGGUCUAUAAUGUCACUGACUAAAUAUAGGUCUGUAAUGUCACUGACUAAACAUACGUCUGUAUUGUUACUGAC